Closterium sp. NIES-65 is the source of this 1221-nucleotide messenger RNA. NCBI's taxonomy places the organism in Eukaryota, Viridiplantae, Streptophyta, Zygnematophyceae, Desmidiales, Closteriaceae. The record is from the annotation of a GenBank genome assembly.
AUGGCUCAUCGGUUGUUACGAGACGAAGAUGCGGAUGGCUGGGAGCGCAGCGAUUUUCCGAUCAUCUGCGAGACUUGUCUUGGAGCGAAUCCCUACGUUCGCAUGACCAAGGCGAGCUUCGACAAGGAGUGCAAGAUCUGCACGCGACCCUUCACGGUGUUCCGAUGGCGGCCCGGUCGCGACGCGCGCUACAAGAAGACCGAGAUCUGCCAGACGUGCUGCAAGCUCAAGAACGUCUGCCAGGUGUGCAUGCUGGAUCUCGAGUACGGGCUGCCGGUGCAGGUGCGCGACACGGCGCUCAACAUCAACACCACGGACGCCAUCCCGCAGAGCGACGUCAACCGCGAAUACUUCGCAGAGGAGCACGACCGGAAGGGUCGCGCGGGGCUGGACUAUGAGUCUUCGUUCGGGAAGGCUGCGCCGAACGACCUGCUGCUGAAGCUGCAGCGCACGACGCCCUACUACAAGCGCAACCGCGCGCACAUCUGCUCCUUCUUCGUGCGCGGGGAGUGCACGCGCGGGGCGGAGUGCCCCUACCGCCACGAGAUGCCCAUCACGGGGGAACUGGCGCACCAGAACUUCAAGGACCGCUACUAUGGGGUGAACGACCCAGUGGCAAAGAAGAUGAUGCGGCUGGCAGCGGAGAUGCCGUCACUGGAAGCACCAGAGGACACGAGCAUCAAGACGCUGUUUGUGGGGGGCGUGGACUCCCGCAUCACAGAAGCUGACCUAAAGGACAAGUUCUAUGCAUUCGGGGAGGUCGAGUCCAUCCGUCUCAUCACCCCGCGCAGCUGUGCCUUCAUCACCUUCUCCUCGCGCGACGAGGCAGAGAAGGCCGCUGAGGGGCUCGCCAACAAGCUUAUAAUCAAAGGGAUUCGGCUCAAGCUAGACUGGGGGCGACCCAAAGCAGAGGCUUUGGAAGGAGGGGGGGGGGGACGGGGGAGGGAAGCGCCCUACCAGCCCGCGCCAGGUGGUCCGUCAGGUGCCCCACAACAGUACCCAGGUGGUCCACAACAGUAUUCAGGUGCCCCUCCCGGUGCUCAUCAACAGUACCCAGGUGGCCCAAUAGGUGGUCCGCAACAGUACCCAGGUUUUCCCACAGGUGCACCGCAGCAGCAGCAGUACCCCGGACCUCAAUCCCAACCCUACCCUCCCCAACAGUACCCCGGACCUGGGCCAGCAGGUGCAGGGCAAUAUGGGCCUCCUAGGCCUCAAGGUUAA